Liolophura sinensis is the source of this 2144-nucleotide messenger RNA. RefSeq names its product nephrocystin-3-like. Bases 1 to 2142 code for a protein of 713 amino acids. Gene Ontology annotation, cellular component: Cul4-RING E3 ubiquitin ligase complex. The record is from RefSeq and is a predicted model, not a curated record. Lineage: Eukaryota; Metazoa; Mollusca; Polyplacophora; Chitonida; Chitonidae. The transcript has 12 exons. Gene Ontology annotation, molecular function: protein binding.
AUGUGGAGGUCACAGGUGCUGUUAGGUCGGGAUGACAUCCUGAAGAAGGUCGAGGAGUACAUUGAGGGAGAUAACUCUAACCCUACUCCAUUGGUGCUUGUGGGGUCACCGGGUGCAGGAAAGAGUGCCGUUGUCGCUUUCUGUGCCAAAGAUAUUACAUCCAAGUCUAAGUACAAGACAUUCUACCAUUUUGUGGGAGCGACUCCUGGCUCUACUGAUCUGUAUCAGAGUUUAACACGAUUAUGGACAGAUUUGAUGCCUUGUAAGGAAGAAAUUCCUUCUGAGUUAGAUGAGAUGGUGAGGUCAGUGCAGACAAUGUUUGUGCAAGCUUCUGAACUAGCAGCUUUGGAAGGAUAUGACAGACUUGUGGUCUUAUUUGAUGCUCUCAAUCAAAUGGAUGAUGAAGGUGAUGCGCAAUCAUUGCGCUGGUUACCUAGCUGUUUACCUGGUAAUAUGAGAGUGGUGGUCAGUACACUGGACGGGAAAUGCAGAGAAUCUUUGAAACAGAAGAAACCUCCUGCCAGAGAAGUGUUUGUUAACCCUCUUGAUGUGAGCAUCAGGAAGCAAAUUGUUACACAAAUCCUGGCAGAGUACAGUAAAGCCUUGGACCUAGAACAGAUGAGGACGCUGGUAUUGAAGGAAGAUGCUGGUCGUCCAUUAUGGCUCUCUGUGGCUUGUGAGGAACUGCGUGUAUUUGGCAGUUUUGAUCAGCUCACCCAGAAAAUAACCCACCUUCCUGGAGAGCUUAUCGGACUUCUGGAUAUGGUUCUGGCUCGUAUAAUCAGUAGCUAUGGAGGAGACCUAGUAAAAGCCACCCUCUGUCUGAUAGAGGCUUCAAGGUUUGGUUUGCUAGAGACUGAGCUAGUGGAACUGUUAGCUGUUGACCCGGUCAUACCGCCAGUGAGUGGCUCCAAAGGAGAAAGGCACAGAAAGACUGAAGACAAGAUUCCCAUGGCUAUGUGGGCGUUGAUAUUCCUUGGCUUGAAGCAAUAUUUGAGAUCGUCUGGUAAUUCUGGAGAAGGUCGCCUGGAUUUUUAUCAUCGGACCAUCAGUAAGGUGGUUCAUAAUGUCUACAUGGGAAAUGAGGCAGACACCCUGAAAUGGCACACCCGGCUGGCGGACUACUUUGAACAUUGUGCUGAUGUAGAAAGGAAGGCUGAAGAAUUACCACAUCACUGUGAGGCCAUCGGUGACUUGGAGGGAUUAAAAACCUGCCUGCUAGAUAUGAAAGUUUUCAAGAUUCUUUACCAGGAAAGCACAAAGCUGCAGUUAAUGAAAUACUGGCAGGUGAUUGGAGGAUAUGAAGUGGCUGCAGAGGCUUAUGUGAAUGCUUUGGCUUCAUACAAACAGGAAAACAAUAUGGUGGACAUUGACGAGAUAGAGCCCGUACAGGUGAGGGUGGCCUGGUUUAUUCUGGACAUUGGUCAGUACGACCUGGCUCAGUCUCUGCUGGAGGAGGUAUUAGAACAGCUCCGGCAGAAGUACGGGGAGAAGUGUAAACUGAUGUCCGGCUGUCUGGUGGCACUUGUCACGCUCUUCUACAGACAAGCUCUGAAAUUUGUGUAUGGUUCCAACACUGGGUACAAGCACUGUCUAUUGAUGGGGAAAAAAUACGCCGAACAGUGUAUUAAGAUUUACAAAACUUACUGGCCAGAAUCAGAUUUAGAAUUAGGGCGCACCUUGGGUUUAUGUGGCUAUUUUUGUUCCAAAGUUUUGACGGAAGCUAAGACAAUUCUGGAAAAAGCAGGAGAUAAGCGAGCCCUUUCCCAUGUCCUGUACAUCAUAGGUGAAAAACAGCAGUACAACCCUGAUAUGAAUAUCCCCAUUGAGCUUUUCAAGCAGUCACUGGAGCUGUGUGUGUCACAGUUUGGAAGGUAUCAUCUACAGACUGCUCGUUGUUACCAGUUGUAUGGUCAACUGUACUGGAACACUUUUGCUUGUGAUCAGAAUAUAGAUUGGAUGGGAAAAUGUCUACCCUUAUACGAAAAUGAGCUGGAGAUCAUUGAGGAGCUCUUGGGGUCUUCUCAUCCCACCACAGUGCGUUCUCGCGAGGACGUCAUCAUCAUUUUACAGACUAUGGACAGACAUGACGAGGCUAAUGUGUUAGCUAGGCAACAGCCGGCACAACACGAUGCUCUGUGAUA